UUCUUUUAGCAAGCUCGAGAUAUCCAUCUUGUACCUUACUUUUUUUUUGAAAACUUAACUUUUUAAGUUCAUUUUUGUAAUUCUCCUUUCAGUUUACUUUAGGGAUCCCUACAUUUACAUUUUCAAUAUGAGGAAUUCAGUCAUUAUCGGUUCUCUUCUCGCAGCUGCCGCUGUUGGUUAUGGUGUCUAUUUUGAUUACAAGCGUCGUAACGACCCUGCUUUCCGCAAAACUUUGAAGCGCCGCUACAAGAAAGUUCAUGAAGCUAAGAAGCAAGAAGAAGAGAUUGCUAUUAAGCAAUUUGAUGAAGUUAUUGAGGAUGCUCUCGAGAUCGUCAAGUCUACACCCACUCCCAGCAGCGCUGAAGAAAAGGAACUUUUCUUCAUGCAGCAAGUUGCUCGCGGUGAACAACUUUUCCAACAACAACCCGACAAUAUCAAGGAAUCUGCUGCUUGCUUUUAUGCUGCCCUAAAAGUAUACCCUCAGCCUGUUGAGUUGUUCGCCAUUUACGAACGCACCGUUCCUGAACCCAUCAUGAAUCUUUUGAGAGCUAUGCAAACUAAGGAAAGCACUCCUACUGUAGAGUAAACUCUUAAUUCCUAAUAAAACUAUAUUUCAUUACAUUACUAAGAAA
This is a messenger RNA of Schizosaccharomyces octosporus yFS286, 632 nucleotides long. Its product is annotated as TOM complex subunit Tom20. Gene Ontology annotation, molecular function: transmembrane protein transporter activity. The transcript has 4 exons. Bases 128 to 586 code for a protein of 152 amino acids. The record is from RefSeq and is a predicted model, not a curated record. Gene Ontology annotation, cellular component: mitochondrial outer membrane translocase complex; mitochondrial outer membrane. Gene Ontology annotation, biological process: protein targeting; tRNA import into mitochondrion; protein import into mitochondrial matrix. NCBI's taxonomy places the organism in Eukaryota, Fungi, Ascomycota, Schizosaccharomycetes, Schizosaccharomycetales, Schizosaccharomycetaceae.